Nerophis ophidion (straightnose pipefish) is the source of this 6422-nucleotide messenger RNA. It is a transcript of the gene myo9b, whose product is annotated as myosin IXb. Gene Ontology annotation, cellular component: myosin complex. Gene Ontology annotation, molecular function: GTPase activator activity; protein binding; microfilament motor activity. Bases 384 to 5738 code for a protein of 1784 amino acids. The record is from RefSeq and is a predicted model, not a curated record. Lineage: Eukaryota; Metazoa; Chordata; Actinopteri; Syngnathiformes; Syngnathidae. Gene Ontology annotation, biological process: intracellular signal transduction. The transcript is spliced from 42 exons.
CCUGUGACACCGCGCCUUGGCUUCAUUCCCACAGGCCGAACUCACCUGAGCUCCUUUAAAAGUAGUCGACUGUCAUUAAUCCGCCGCCUCCAGUCGUCUUUCGCACAAAGUCUUCACUUCAGAUUCAAACUGACGCACAUUUGGUGUGAGUUUCCCAGCCCGCGAAGACGGACGCGUGUCACCGCAGAGGUGGGUGAAGAUCUAGGAAGUAACUCGGCUGCUUUUCUCUCCGCUGGACGGCAAGGAGGACGAGACACAAACUUCCAAACUGACGAAUAAAUGGUCAUUUUUUUUAAGAGCGUCAUCGACGCCGAAGUGCGUAGUGCUUCCUGAAAAGAACUCCUCGCCUUUCUCAAGAUGAAAUGAAUGUCUUUUCUUAGAGGAUGAGCGCUUCCGAUGGAGAGGCCCGCGUCGUGCAGAUUUCCCCCAGGCUGCCCCAGGCCUCUGUGCCCGCCUACUGCCCGCUUCAAAUCGGCGCCGGGGACACCGCCAGGGCAGUCAUCUCCAACGCCGUGGUCACCCUGGGGCUGGACGCCAGCAGGACGUACAACCUGCUGGAGGUAAGAAAAAGGAACCAGGAGGAGAAGCUGACGCUGGAGGCUGGAGACUCCCCUCUGCAGCGAGUCCUGCUGUGGCCCAAGGAAGCCCAGAGGUGGCACCCCGAGAGCCAGGGGUACUUCUUCAUCCUGGAAGAGGCCAAGAAUGGAGACCUCCAGGUGGAAAGCGGUAACGAAGCCUAUGACGAUCUGUGCGACCUCCCCACUCUGACUGAGGAUUCUAUCCUGGAGGCUUUACGCCAGCGCUUCCAUCAGCACAAAAUCUACACGUACGCCAGAAACAUCCUCCUGGCGCUCAACCCCAACAAGUUCCUCCCCUUGUACUACAACCCCAAGUAUGUCAAGAUGUACGAGAAUCAGCCGCUGGGGAAGCUGAGCCCGCAUAUAUUCGCCAUGGCCAACCUGGCCUACAGGGCCAUGCUGAACCGGAAGGUGGACCAGUGCAUCGUCCUGUCUGGCGAAAGCGGGUCCGGGAAGACUGAAAGCGGAAGCUACCUCGUCCACUGCCUGACGGCGCUCAGCCAGCAGACGUACUCCACCGGCAUAGAGCGCACCGUCCUGGGAGCCAGCCCCGUGCUCGAGGCGUUUGGCAACGCAAAGACCCAAGAGAACGACAACUCCAGUCGCUUUGGGAAAUUUAUCCAGCUCAACUAUCUGGAGAGCGGCGUAAUCCGAGGGGCAGUUAUCAGGAAGUACCUACUUGAAAAAUGCCGCCUGGUUGGCAGAAAUAAGAGGGAGAGGAACUACCACGUCUUCUACUACCUGCUGGUGGGGGCGUCCAAAGAGGAGCAGGAGGAAUUCCGUCUGUUGGCGCCCCAGGAUUAUGUCUACCUCAAGCAGGAAGAUCUUCUCUUGGACGAUGAGGCAAAGCUCGGACAUGAGUACAAGAGGCUUCAUCAAGCCAUGGAAAUGGUUGGCUUCCUGCCGUCCACUAAGAAACACAUAUUUUCCACCCUUUCCGCCAUCUUGCUCUUGGGCAACGUGAGCUUUACUCUGUCAGAGGACAGUGGCGCUCUGGAGGUCGGACCGGCGGACGUUUUGUCCACGUUGUCGCAGCUUCUCAAGGUUGAAAAGGAGCUGCUUGUAAAGACUCUGACCGAGAGGAGGUUGUCAACCAACAGCGGCACAGUGUUUUCACAACACACACGACCGGAGGAGGCCACGUCUGCCCGUGACUCCAUGGCAAAGUCUCUGUACGGCGCUCUGUUUGACUGGAUCGUCCUUCACAUCAACCACGCUCUGCUCAACAGGCGUGACAUGGAGGAGUCCGUUUGUUGUUUGUCCAUCGGAGUCCUUGAUCUGUUCGGCCUGGAGAACCUGCACCCCAACAGUUUUGAGCAGCUGUGCAUGAACUAUAGCAGCGAGAAGCUCCAGUGUUUCAUCAACCAGCAAAUCUUCAAACUUCAGCAGGAAGAUUAUGUGUCAGAGGGCAUCGGCUGUCAAAGCUUUGACUACAGUGACAACAGCGGCUGCAUACAGCUGAUCCGGGAUGGAAUCUUCAGCAUACUGGACGAGGAGAGCCACCUCCCUCAAUCAAGCGAUGAAGCGCUGUUGGACAAGCUAAAGUUGAGGCUCAAGGACGACUCGCUCUUUGCGGCCUCCACCGACUCGUUUGUGGUUCAGCACUUUGCAGGCAGCGUUCAGUAUUGUGUCAAGGGUUUCCGACAGAAAAAUACUGAUCACAUGCAGCCUGAAGUUGCGUGCCUUCUACGCAGCAGUGAGCGGUCAUUUCUGCAUCACCUGGUCACGUCCAGUCCGGAGGCUUUGUUUCGGUGGGGUGUCCUUCGAGCCACCUUCCGCAUCCUGGCAGUGUUCAAAAGCUUGGGGAGCAAAUACGCAGAGAAGAUGGCCUCCCAACGCUCGUCACGCAAAUCCCUCAAAGACAUGAAACCGAGACUUUCCAGCAAUACCUGCACGCUGGACUUCUCCUUCGAUCGCUCUGACGAACAUCCCCUUGACGUAUUCGAGGACAUCUUUGCCAAUUUCGAAAAGAGGAAGAAAACAAGAGCUGGUCGACGGAAGCAACUUAUUCCAAAGAAUCUUAUGAAUUUGCGCUCCCUCCAACACGUCGUGGGUCUGGAUCACAAUCAAAGCCGCAAAUCUGCCAGCCACCGUGUCCCACCUGUGUCGUCUGCCACAGUUUGCGCUCAGUUUCAGAUGUCGCUCACAGAGCUGAUGGACACAUUGGCGAAAGCUGAAACUUUCUUUAUUUUCUGCGUGCGCUCCAAUGCUCAGAAGAAAAAGUUGCACUUUGAUGAUGAGCUUGUGUGCCGGCAAAUCCGCUACACCGGCAUCCUGCAGAUGGUUCUGGUCCAGAAGUCGGGCUACACUGCCAAAUACACUUUUAAGGAAUUUGUUGAAAAAUUCCGCAUGUUGCUUCCCAAAGAGGCAACCCCGUCUCCUGAGCACAUCACCAAACUGUUCGCCAGGAUAGGCUUGGACCGGAGCACCUACCAAAUAGGACACACUAAGGUGUUCCUUAAAGAAAGGGAGAGGCAACUGCUCCAAGACACCCUCAACAAGGAGGUAAUGCAUCACAUCAUCGUCCUCCAGCGCUGGUUCCGCACUUGUCUGAUGAGGAUGCACUUCCUGCAGAAGAGAGACGCCUCCCUCAUCAUACAGAGGAACUGGCGAGAGUUUUCGGGGAACCGGAACAAAGCUGCCUCCGUGAUCCAGACUGCAUGGCGCACGUCACUGAAGAGGUCGGAAAAACGGGCCGAAACACCCGAUGCUGAGAAUUCCACAAAAGGCCGACGUGGACGAGUCCGCUUGUCGGGAAAAGAACUGCGGCGCCAAGGAAAAGUGGAUCUCAGCCCCAACAGAAGCGAGCAGACGGACCCGGUCAACGGUGAGUCGGCAGCAAAGGGCACCGAGAGGCGGGAGGGUCAGGGAUCGCCGCCAAACCUCGGCAGACCCUUCUCCGUUCCUUUGGACUCCAAAAUGGGGAGCGAUGACAGCGGUGCCGGGUCCCCGAAGAGCAGCUCGCUGCAACGCUACAAAGACGGGCGCGCCUUUAAGGAGAAGCACGAGAAAUGGCGGGGGAGGACGAGCGAGGAGUCCAGUCCAGAGGUGCACCGGCAGCGAGACAAACGUAAAGAUAGCUUUCAGCAGAAGGGCAAGUCCAUGUCAGCUGAUGAACUGUCCAGGAUCAGCUCGUCUGGUUCCGACAGCUCGCCGUCUGCCAGCGAGGUCAGGGUGCGCAUGCGCAAGCAUACCAGACGUAAGCGGCGCUUAGCCUACGCCCGCAGCGGUUUGAUGGUUAACUUUGGCGGCUCCAAGGAGAGCGAGUACUGGAGCUUUCCGCUGCCGCCCAUGAGCCCCCUGGGGCCCAAUAUGAAGACCUCGGCCAGUAGCGUGGACGUCCGCGGCCUCAAAUCUCAGGUCAAGAUCCCUUCCGAGCCAGACGGAUCUAGGUACAGCCUUCCUGCGACCCGCCCUAAUGAUGAGUCCAUCGUCCAAAGAUCCAACCAAUCACAUCUCACUACGCCCGAUAAAAUUUGGUUUCUUAGCAGAUUAUUGCGAAAGCGACCAACGAAAGCAACCGCCAUCAGUGAGACACCGUCUGAGGAUAGAGCUAUAACCUUGCCCAGGUACACGCCUCUGACCUACCACUUGCCAGACCAGCACUCCGCCCGGGUCACUCGCAACCCCACCAUCAAAAUCAGCCGGGCCACUCGGGGCCUGCAGUGGAACGCCUCUCUGGAACGCGAGAUCACCAACCCCAAAGAGCUACGCAACCUGGACGAGUUUCUUGGCAACCAAGUGAACGACUUGCGAACACGAAUAAAAGAGCUGUCGCAAACAGAAGACAUCUUCCUCACAGCCACCAUGCAGUUCAGAGAGACUCUCAAAGGCAUGUUCUCUGUGCAGAAGCCUCAAAUCCACUACAAAGACCUGAUGAAAGGCUACCAGAACAAAGUCACCUCUCUAGCCGGGCCCAAGCAGAAGAACGAGGUCUCGCUCGUGGUCAACUUGUUCCAGUCCAUGCUGGACGGCUUCAUCCGGGGGGAAAUGAAGCGGUUGGAUUCGGAGCCGGUCAAGGCUUCCAAGACGACCAAGAAGAGAAGGAAAAAGGACAAAUGUCCGGACGGUCCACUGGAUCACCGCUUCAGCACCUACCAGGUGAACAUCAUGCAGUCAUGUGACCUGUGUGGCUCAUACAUCUGGGGCAUGGAGAAAGCCUACAUGUGCAGCGCCUGCAAGGUAAUUUGCCACAAGAAAUGCUUGACCAAGAUUAUCACCGACUGCUCGACGCGCUGUGCCCUGCAGGACGACAGUGUAUCCGGCGCCCUCCACUUUGGGGUGCACGUGUGCGUCCUGACCAGCAAGACUAACCCGGUGCCCACCGUGGUGGAACUGCUGCUUCUGCACUUGGAGAUGAACGGCCUGUACACCGAGGGCCUCUACCGCAAGUCCGGCUCCGCCUGCCGCGCUCGGGAGCUCCAUCAGAUCAUGGAGAUGGACCCCGAGGCCGCCUGCUUGGAGAACUACCCCAUCCACACCAUCGCGGGCCUGCUUAAACGUUGGCUCCGAGAGCUGCCUGAUCCCCUCAUGACGUUUUGUCUAUAUAAGGACUUCCUCCAUGCCGUGGAACUUCCAGAGAGGUCAGAGAGGAUAAGGGCGGUGUACCAAAAGGUUGAUGAUCUUCCUCUGGCCAAUUACAACACACUGGAGCGACUUAUCUUCCAUCUGGUCAGGGUGGCGAACGAGGAAGACCACAACAAGAUGUCACCAAACUCUCUCGCCAUUGUCUUCGCCCCCUGCAUCCUGCGCUCUCCUGACUCGGACGACCCCUUCCUGGGAAUGAAGGACGUGGGAAAGACGACGAUGUGCGUAGAGAUCCUCAUCUCGGAGCAGUUACGACGCUACAAGGAAAAGUUGCAGAACAUUCAGGAGCUGGAAUACGCCGAGGCCUUGGCUGUCAAUCAGCUCAAACUGAAAAGGCAAAACACGGUUGUAGAAAAACCUUCCGAGUUGAACAUUCCGGACCAAACUGAUUCGGAGGAGAUUACUCUGAUUGACAGAAUCAAGUCCAUCAAGCAAGAAAAGCUGGACCUGGCCUGCAGGCUACCCGACCUGGAGCAGGAGAACUCGGACAAUGAAAUCCUGGACUCUUCCUCGUCCAUGAGCACCGAGAGUCUUGAUGACCGUCUGGGCAGUCUGGACUCGGAGGGUCACUGAGGAGUCAGAGCACCCUAUUGAGUCAUGUGGUGUGUGACUGCAGCAAACAACCCAACAACAACGACGCCCACGACUUUGAAGGAUGCCACACAUUCGUCUUAUUGUCAACGGCUACACUUUCAGCAGGAAUUUUGGCGACCUUGAAAUUCCUUACGUCAACCAGGAGGAGGAAGACUCAACAAUUGCAAUCCCCUCAAGAGGUGUGCACUUUGUGUUGUAAAACCUUUACCAUCUGGUCAGUGCUGCUAUGGCAACGAGGUGAUGUACUGUACUGUGUAUUUAAGACUCGUUACCACGACGUCUGCAUGUGAUUUUACUACUAUUUCAACAUUGUAUGUGCACCUUUUUUUUGUGUUAAGGUACCUAUUUUGGAGGAUAAAAUAAAAUAUAUAUGUUUUCCUAUUUCGUACAUGGACAGCACCUAUGGUACUGGUAUGGACCAAAAACAAAAGGCUGAUUACUGCACAAAAACAGUUGUCUAAUUGUACAUAGAGUAAGUUCACCUUGAUGCCUUUGCUUAUUUUGCUAUGACUGAUCCCUCACUUUUUUUUUAGAAUGAUAUAAUGUGCAUUUGUUCAUUUUGCCCACGUAUGCAUGCCGCUACAGGAACUUUGUAUAAAGCCUGCAUAUUGGGAAACAAACUAGAUUUUGACCUGUUGCUUAAAAUAAACUGACCAUUUACAA